This is a messenger RNA of Zerene cesonia (dogface butterfly), 1937 nucleotides long. It is a transcript of the gene DnaJ-8, whose product is annotated as dnaJ homolog subfamily C member 25 homolog. Lineage: Eukaryota; Metazoa; Arthropoda; Insecta; Lepidoptera; Pieridae. The coding region runs from base 144 to 1160 and encodes 338 amino acids. The record is from RefSeq and is a predicted model, not a curated record. Gene Ontology annotation, cellular component: endoplasmic reticulum membrane. Gene Ontology annotation, biological process: protein folding. The transcript has a single exon.
ACAUUAAUUCAACAAACUGACAUUAGCCAGCUGUGCUUACGGUGGUUAGAUUCGAUUCGAUUUUCAUUUUAUUUUUAUUAAUUUUUAACAUAGUGACUUAGUUUUUUAUUUUUGCAAAACGAAGUUCAUGUAAAAUAAUUACAAUGUUGUGUUAUUACAAACGUUUUAUUCUUGUGUUUAUAAUAUGUCACAUAACUGUCGCGUUCGGUCACGAUCAUCUGCUGGAAGGUAUUUACUGCGGUAAAGAAAAUUGCUACGAAGUUUUAGGCGUGACAAGAGAGGCUACUAAGAAUGAAAUCGGUAAGAGCUAUAGACAAUUGGCCCGAAAGGUCCAUCCAGACUUGCAUCGAGGCGAGGAAGCGAAAAAAGAAGCUGAAGAAAAAUUCAAGCAAAUCGCGACUGCUUAUGAGAUCUUACGAGAUGACGAGGCCCGAUCCGACUAUGAUUACAUGUUGGACAAUCCACAAGAAUACUAUGCUCACUACUACAGAUAUUACAGGCGGCGGAUGGCACCUAAAGUCGAUGUAAGGAUCGUCCUCGCAGUUACUAUCACAAUAAUUUCUAUAAUACAGUACUAUAGUGCUUGGUCCAAAUAUGAUACAGCCAUCAAAUAUUUCAUGACUGUACCCAAAUAUAGAAACCGAGCGAUGGAUAUGGCCAAAACAGAAAUCAAAGAUUCUCAAGGCAAAGGUAGAAACAAGAAAACUAAAGCAGAACAAAAAGAGGAACAAGACAGGAUUAUAAGAAGAGUUAUAGAAGAAAAUAUGGAUAUCAAAGGUGCAUAUGCAAAACCAGAGAUUAAAGAUAUUUUAUGGAUACAGUUAAUAUUAUUGCCAUACACAGUGUCUUAUUAUAUUUACUGGUAUUUAAGAUGGUUAUGGAAUUUCACAAUUUUAAAAAAGCCAUAUGGUGAUGAAGAGAAAUUGUAUUUAAUUAGGAAAAAUAUGCAGCUUGGACAACAUCAAUUUGAUGCCUUAGAAGAUGAUGAAAAACAAUCAUUCCUCGAUGAGGAACUAUGGAUAAAAGAGAACUUUGUAAUUUGGAAAGAAAUUAAAGAUGUAGAAGCUAAGAAAGCGCUGGCAGAAAAUAAUAAAUAUAAGCAGUAUAGAAGGUACAUAAAGAGUCAUGGUGUUGGGCGUAUGACAUUUGAUGACUCGUGAUAACUUUAAAACUUAUAUAUAAUUAAAUGCAUUUAUUUAUUUUAGAAUGAGUUGUGAAGGUCAACAUUUAUCAUAAUAUCUUUAGAUUUAUUAAUUGGGCUAUUAUGAGAACAUUUAAUAUAUAAUUUUAUUACUGUUAGACUAUUUAUUGUUACAAGAGAUAAUUUUACCCAGUGAACUAGAAAGUAGAAACCCUGCAAAUAAAAACUGUAUUUAUUUUCAUAAGAAAUGUAAUGUUUAUUCCACACAUUUUUAUGUUGCGAAAACCCUGAAAUCAAUAAUGUUAUUAUUAUCUAGUGUCAAAAGAUCAGCGACAAAAUGCGACAUGACAAACAAUAAAAGCAAAAGUUCUGAUAGUAUUUUAUCCGUGGUUCUAGAGAACAGUUAAACCAUAACUUUCUCAUUUAUUCAGUUAGUGACACUUAAAAAAGGGAUUCUAUUUAAACAAUGUAUCUGAAACAUAUUUCUAAUAACGAAAAUCCACAAAGCAUAUAUCAAUGUAGCUCAAGUCGGAGUUGAGGCAAUGUUGCAAGUUAUUUACUACAAGUUAUUUAAUUCGUCAUGUUAAAGCUACGUCGCAAAUUGUCGCUCGUCUAAGCUUUGCCCUAUGGAUUAUUUUUGCCAACUGUAUCGACAGAACUAAUAUUUCUAUAGACUAUCUAAUCAACUGUUUGCAGAACAAUUUAAUGGUACAUAUUAGCUAUUCCAGUUAUAGUAAAUCAACCAAAGACAAUAGACGAAACCAUAAUUUGGGUAAAUAAAGCAAUAUGUACACAA